This is a messenger RNA of Panonychus citri (citrus red mite), 4776 nucleotides long. RefSeq names its product lysine-specific demethylase 6A-like. Lineage: Eukaryota; Metazoa; Arthropoda; Arachnida; Trombidiformes; Tetranychidae. Gene Ontology annotation, cellular component: MLL3/4 complex. The coding region runs from base 378 to 4364 and encodes 1328 amino acids. Gene Ontology annotation, biological process: regulation of gene expression. The record is from RefSeq and is a predicted model, not a curated record. The transcript has 12 exons. Gene Ontology annotation, molecular function: histone H3K27me2/H3K27me3 demethylase activity; chromatin DNA binding; RNA polymerase II cis-regulatory region sequence-specific DNA binding.
AGAAAAAUUUUAUUUUAUUUUGAUUGUUUACAAUUAGAAAAAUUUAAGAUUAUCUUUCAAAAAAAGUGUAAUUAUUUUUAAUUUUUUCUCUUUUCUUUUUUCCUCUCUUUCAGUGCCUCAUGGUGGACAUUGAACAUCGGGUUAAAAAGCCUGAUACUUUACCGGAUCUUUUUUGUAUUUCCUUUUAAUCGGUUCCCUUGCGUUGUUUUCCUGUAUUUAUUUAUUUUUUUGAUUAUUACAAACCCGGAGUCCGAUUGGAUUUUCCAUCAACAAACACUGUUGUCCACCAAAGUCCAUCAAACAGAAUAUUUAAUUUAAACUGUUGUCUGUGUAUCUCUUUCUCUCACCUUGAGUGUAUUUGUUGACUGUCUUGUGAUAUGGCUUUAACUGGAGAUGAAAUUAUUGUCCUCUCCACAAUUGACGCAACCGAUUAUGGUUUUAUCGAUGUCUCAAGCAAUACUAGAUUGAAAACGCUUUUAAAUAAAGGUGUCGCAGCCUUGGAGACUUAUAUCAAAACCAGUUUAACCAAGGAUGGUGGUGGUGGUGGUGGUGGUGAGGAUAAUAACAAUAAUGAUGAUGAUCCUGACAAUGGUGGGACCAAUAUUGACCCUAAAGUAUAUGCCAAGCUUGGACAUUUUCAUUUGUUGUUGAAAAAUUAUCAUCAAGCAAUGUCAGCCUAUCAACGCUAUUAUCAAAUCAAUUAUGACAAUUACCAUGAUCUGGAAGCUCUAUACGGACUGGGUUUAGUUUAUUUUCAUUUUAAUGCAUAUCGUUGGGCCAUUAAAGCAUUCCGCCAAAUACUUUAUAUUAAUCCAUCUUUUUAUCCCUCCAAUGAAUUACACAUACGAUUAGGAGUAAUUUUUAAGAUUUUAUGUGAUUAUGAUUCAUCUCUUAAACAUUUUCGAAUUGCCUUGGCUGAUAGUCGUCCAUCAACUCUUAACAAAGUUCAAAUCAAAUUUCAUAUAGCUCAUUUAUACGAAGUCCAAGGAAAAUAUAGAUUAGCUAAAGAACAUUAUGAGAAAUUGUUAUCCGAUAAAAAUGUUACCGGUGAAUUAAAGUCUGAUGUGCAAAAACAAUUAGGAUGGAUGUUCCAUAUUGUAGAUUCGUUUGGUGAUAAACAUUCUCGACAAUCAUUGGCAAUCUCUUACUUGGAAUCAGCAUCCAAAGGGGAAUUCAGUUCAAGACAAAGUUCUUACUUUUUGGGUCGAUGUUAUUCAAGCCUGGGCCCUGAAUAUAUUGGUCAAGCAUUUGAAUCAUACAAAGCAUGUGUUGAACAAAAUGAUAUAGACGCUGAUACAUGGUGUUCAAUAGGAAUACUUUAUCAACUACAACCUAAAUUUCCACAACCAGUCGAUGCUUAUCAAGCUUAUAUUUGUUCAGUUCAAAUCGACAAAAGUCACACAACCGCUUGGACCAAUCUGGGAAUACUUUAUGAGAGUGUUAAUCAACCUCAGGACGCUCUUAAGUGUUACAUGAAUGCAACUAAAGGACGAGGAUCAGUGAGUUCUGCUCUCAAUGAGCGAAUCAAAUUUCUACAAACUCAACUUGCCAAUGCCCCUCCAAAUAAUUCACAAAGCAACCAAGAAAUACCAUGUAUCGAGGACGCUUGGAACAAACAAAUAUCCCAAGAAAUGGCUAAAAGACACAACUCAGUUCAAAGACCUAAUCAAGAUAUUUCAUCAGUUUACGAUCCUCAUCACCCUUUAAAUCAAAGUAAACGCCAGAGAAUGGAAUUAACUUACUCUAUGAUAAAGCCCGAAGGCUACCAACCAAAUUCUGGACCCACUGCCAAUAAUAAUAGUGUCACCAUGUCCUCCCAACAAAUUUCACUAAUGUCACAUUUACAAAAGAAUCAAAAUUCACUACAUAAUCAGGAUAAAGCUUUACUUGCCCAGUUAGAACAUCAAUACAGACUAUCAUCUACCCAACAUAUGAUACAACAGAAACUACAACAACAACCACAUCAACUUCAAAAUCAUCUAAAUCCACCAGAGAAAGUUAAUGAUUCAUCAACUGUGUCUGGUACUCUUGUUAAUAAUAACCAUUUAAAUUACAACAGUGAUCCUAGUUUAAGUAAUAAUAUCAUUUUAACGAAGCCUUCACUUAGUGGUCCUAAUUGUCCCACCAGUCAACUUACUAUAGACACGACCAGCCCUAAUUCAAGAACCCGUAAUGAUUUAGAUUCAUUAUCAAACAAGUCAAAUCUCAACAGUAAAAUUGAAAUUAAUAGCACAAAUAAUAUAAAUAGUAGUACAAAUAGUAAUAUAAACGCAAUUAGAGGUGACUUAUUAAGCUCACCUAUGAAAAUAGACACUGCCUUUAAAAGUGAUACAUCAACAACAACAACAACAAUUACAACAAAUACAAUAACAACUAUAACUCCAACAACAACUGCAACUCCAGCAGCAUCUCUAACACCGUCCCUUGGUCUCAAUGAAAAUGAAAUUCGGAACCUUUUAUCUUCACGAAAUUCAACUGCUUCAAUAGCUGAGGAUUUGAUAACAGAAUUUGGUUUAAAUAACAAAAAUCGACCAAAUAACAAUAGAAACAUCAUCAGUAGUAAUAAGCAAGGAAUCGAUGGAAUAUCUUGUGAAACCUUCACUGCCAACAAUCCAAAUUGUGCCGUAAACCGAAGAAAUUCAACCGACAUUGAUUCAUUAACAAACGAAUGCUCAAAUCGUAAAUCAACAAACAACAACAACAAUAUUUCUAAUAAUAAUCAUUCUCAUUCUCAUCACAACAAUCACACUAAUAAUAAUAAUAAUAAUGUAGUAAAUAAUAACAAUAGUAAAUGGGACCAUUAUUCAAAUUAUUCACCAUCGAUACGAUUAUCCAUUGAUAUGAAUGCUUCUCGUGCAUUGGAAGCAUGUAAAGGGUAUGGAAGAACGGGUCGAAUUGAUUCCAGUUUAUUAUCUGAUGAUCCUCGUCCUCCCUCGCCCAUUGAAGCUCCGUACCCGCCAUUGCCCAAAGACAAGUUAUUACCUCAAACACCCAGUGUUUUUCUUGAGAAUAAGAAAGAUGCCUUUUCGACACAAUUACAAGAAUUUUGUUUAGCUCAUCCAAUAGCCGUUGUUCGAGGUCUAGCAAGUGUAUUGAAAUUAGAUCUUGGCCUUUUUUCAACAAAAACACUAGUUGAAGCAAAUCCAGAGCAUUUGAUAGAAGUGCGAACACAAUAUUUACAAUUAGCUGAUGAAAAUUGGGAUCCAGAGAAACGACAAAUGGUUUGGAGAUGUGAAAGUCAUCGAUCUCACAUGUCAAUAGCUCGAUAUGCUCAUUAUCAGGCUUCCUCGUUCCAAGAAUCAUUGAGAGAUGAACAGAAUAAGAGUCAUAGUCUUUUAAACAACUCAGAUUCUGAUUCAAAUUCUUCAGCAAAUUCUAAAAUGAGACGCGGGAAAAAGAAUCGACCCUUUAAGACAAUUAAAUUUGGUACUAAUGUUGAUCUUUCAGAUAGUAAAAAGUGGCGACCACAAUUACAGGAACUUAUGAAGUUACCAGCGUUCGCUCGAGUUGUUUCGGCGGGUAAUAUGCUAAGUCAUGUUGGUCAUGUUAUUCUGGGAAUGAAUACAGUUCAAUUAUAUAUGAAAGUUCCAGGAUGUCGAACUCCAGGUCACCAGGAGAAUAAUAAUUUCUGUUCUGUUAAUAUUAAUAUUGGUCCAGGAGAUUGUGAAUGGUUCGGUGUACCUGAAAGCUACUGGGGAGCCAUAAAUAGCCUUUGUCAAAAAAAUAACUUAAGUUAUUUACAUGGAUCAUGGUGGCCUAUUCUAGAAGAUCUUCUCAGUGAAAAUAUUCCCGUCUAUCGAUUUCUUCAACGUCCCGGUGAUAUGGUUUGGGUUAAUGCAGGUACAAUCCAUUGGGUCCAAGCCGUUGGUUGGUGUAAUAAUAUCGCUUGGAACGUUGGUCCAUUGACCGCAUCACAGUAUCAACUUGCCGUCGAACGGUUUGAAUACAAUAAACUGGAAAACUUUAGGUCCAUUGUUCCUAUGAUCCAUCUUACCUGGAAUUUGGCGAAAAAUUUGAAAGUCUCCGAAGAGGAAUUGUUUAAGAAAAUUAAAAUCUGCUUAUUACGAUCCUUGAAAUGUUGUCAAAUGAUAAUGGAUUUUGUUGCUUCUUGUGGCCGUGAAAUAAGAUGGCAUGGCCGUGGUAAAAACGAAGCAGCUCAUUAUUGUGUUGAUUGUGAAGUUGAAGUAUUUAAUAUUUUGUUCGUUCGAGAGAUGGACAAGAAACACGUUGUUCAUUGCGUUGAUUGUGCUCGAAAAGCUUGUCCCAGUCUGGAAGAGUUUGUAAUUUUAGAGGAAUACAAAAUUGAAGAAUUGAUUGAACUUUUUGACGAUUUCCAAUUACACGGAAUUAAUCCUAUACAUUAAUGUUAAUUAACUAAAUUAUUAUCUACACACACACAAAUUGUAAUUGAUUCUCUCACCAAAUCCCAUCAACCCUUUUUCUCAUCAUUAUCAUUGUCAUCUCAUCUUCAUCACUAUUAUCAUUCUCAUCGUUACAUUACCAUCACACCUUAUUUCAAAAUUGAAAUUCAACACACAAAGCAAAUCAAUUAGUAUCAUGUUUCCCGUCAUCAAUUUAAUUUUUUUUUUGUUUUUAGUGGAUACAAAUUAACUUUAUCGAUUUUAAUUCAAUUCAAUUUACAAAGCAAUCCUUUUUUUUAUGAUCAAUUUGCUGAUUACAAUAUUUAAAGAGACAAAAUUAUGACUUACAAAUAAACAAAAUCGAUUUAUUCUAAUUGAAUCUAAUUUCUCUUAGAAAAAUACAAUUAAUAUCACA